Molecule: messenger RNA, 3364 nt
Organism: Pimephales promelas (fathead minnow)
Lineage: Eukaryota; Metazoa; Chordata; Actinopteri; Cypriniformes; Leuciscidae
Gene: galnt18a
Product: UDP-N-acetyl-alpha-D-galactosamine:polypeptide N-acetylgalactosaminyltransferase 18a
Biological process (GO): protein O-linked glycosylation
Cellular component (GO): Golgi apparatus
Molecular function (GO): polypeptide N-acetylgalactosaminyltransferase activity
Source: RefSeq, a predicted model, not a curated record
CUAUUGUUCCCCAUUGUAUGUCCAAUGUAAGAUCUGAGUAAAAAACAGUUCCAUUACUGCUAUUGAACUUCAUUGGCUGUCAACAGCAGCGCGCGCUGCUACAUGGUGCGCGUGUACCCCCGGCUCAUGACGCCGUCAAGCAAGCCGUGCGCGUGUUGCCGAGCUGUAAACCCGCUGUCAAACAGUGCGGACGAGCGCGAAAGAAAUGAGCCUAUAACCUAUCCGAACAGCUGCCGCUUCCUGUCACAUAAGAUGUCCUGGGCACGUAAAGUCGAAACGUUAUACGGGAGAUCAUUCCGCCGGGCUGUAUGAGAGCAAAACCGCCGAUAACCGCUUAAAGGAUUUGUGCCUGUUUCUGCGCGCGCUGCGCACGUGGGGAUGUCGCGAUGGCAUGCACGAGGAGAACCAAAACUUUGGUGUCCACGUGCGUGAUUUUAAGCGGCAUGACCAAUAUUUUGUGUCUGCUCUACGUCGGAUGGAUCACCAAUUAUGUGUCUAAUAACGGCAACGUCAAAGUUGCUGGGAGGACGCAUGAGAAAAAGUUUGAAGAUGACAACAGAGGAGAAACCCUGAGGAUUAUAGAGAGACUGGACAGGCUGGAGAGUGUUGUUAACCAACACAUACAAGAGAAACCUUUAAAAGAUGGGGACGACACAGCCGACAUGUCCCUCUCAGACUCUCUUUUUGCACGCUGGGGUCAUGACCUCGGUCCAGAGAGCCGCAAGGUGGCCCUGAAGAAGUUCCAGUACUAUGGUUACAACGGCUACCUCAGCGACAGGCUUUCUUUAGACAGAUCCAUCCCAGACCUCAGGCCAGACGGGUGCAGAAACAUCUCAUAUCCCUCCAGUCUACCCCAAGUCAGCAUCAUCUUCAUCUUUAUGAAUGAGGCUCUAUCAGUCAUCUUGCGUUCAAUUCAUUCGGUGAUCCAUCGGACGCCCUCUCACUUGCUCAAGGAGAUAAUCCUCGUGGAUGACAACAGCAACAACGCUGAACUGUCAGAAAACCUGCAGAGGUUUGUGGAUGAGACCAACCAGCAGCAUCCCGACUUCAUUAAAGUGGUUCGGCAUGAGAAACAGGAGGGCUUGAUUCGCUCUCGGGUCAGUGGCUGGAGAGCUGCGACCGCCCCCAUCGUGGCCCUGUUUGACGCUCACGUGGAGUUCAACAUCGGAUGGGCUGAACCAAUCCUUCACAGAAUCAAAGAGGACAGAACCCGGGUCAUCUCGCCUUCAUUCGACAACAUCAAAUACGACACGUUUGAGAUCGAAGAAUAUCCCCUCUCGGCUCAAGGGUUCGACUGGGAACUUUGGUGUCGCUAUCUAAAUCCUCCCAAAUCCUGGUGGACACAGAAGAAUCAAACUGCUCCAAUCAGGAGUCCCGCUCUGAUCGGUUGCUUUGUAGUCGAUAGGGAGUAUUUUGAGGAGAUUGGUCUGCUGGAUGAAGGGAUGGAAGUUUAUGGAGGGGAAAACGUGGAGCUGGGGAUCAGGGUAUGGCUGUGCGGAGGAAGUGUGGAGGUCAUGCCCUGUUCCAGAAUAGCUCAUAUUGAGCGCGCCCACAAGCCCUACACGCAGGACCUGGCAACUCACGUACGCAGGAACGCUCUGAGAGUGGCCGAGGUGUGGAUGGACGAGUUCAAGAGCCACGUUUACAUGGCCUGGAACGUUCCACAACAGGACUCAGGGAUCGAUAUUGGUGAUAUCAGAGACCGAAAAGCUCUCAGAGAGAGACUCCGCUGUAAACCCUUCAGCUGGUUCCUGAAGAAUAUUUAUUCUGAGAUGAGAACCUACACAGACAUCAUUGCUUUUGGUGUACUGAGGAACAGCCUGAGGCCGGAUCUGUGUGUGGAUCAAGGUCCCGACUCGGACAACAUUCCCAUCCUGUACAUCUGCCACGGCCUGACGCCUCAGAAUGUGUACUACUCAAACUCUCAGCAGUUGCAUGUCGGAGGCUUGAGUCCGACCAUCGACGACGAUGACAACAAGUGCCUGGUGGACGUGAACGGCCGACCGCGACUGCUGGAAUGCAGCUACGCCAGCAACAAGCACAUGAAGCUCUCCUGGCUCUUCACUCAGGGAGGCUCCAUUCAGAAUAGGAAGUCGAAGCGAUGUUUGGAAUUGGUGGAAAGUGUGGAAGUGGAUCAUGGAUAUCAGCUGGCCCUUCAGAAGUGCAGCAAUCAAAAAUGGACAAUUACCAACAUAUUGCCUGGGAAAGUUCUAUAGGCAUGGUGUCUUAAGGGACAUAUCACUGUCCCUUUACACACAUCGCUGUGUCAUCAGCUGGAGGACAGGGUGCUGUUCUCUGUUAUUUAACACUGUAAACAUCUUCAUGUCUUGUGCCGGACCUCAAAGACUUCAUGGAACGUCUCCUGAAUUUAAUUUUGACCAAAAGAGAGUUUUGAAACACUGAUGCUUAAAGGGAUGGUUCUCCAAAAAUGAAAAUUCUUUUAUCAUUUACUCAUGUUGUUCCAAACCUGGGGUGCAUUUCCCAAAAGCGCUGUUAGCCAACCAUGGUCGCGAGUUCCGUUUUUAUCAGCACAGUUCAGCGAGUCUGUGUUUCCUGAAACCAUAGCAAACAGCAUCGCAAAGUUGUGUGGUUGACCUGAGUUUAGAAGCAAAGUUUUUUGUUUGCAUGACAUGUGGGCUUAAUGAAUCCUUAUAUUGAGCUAAAUAAACAUGCUGACAUUCAAUACAAUCUAUAUCUUUCAUUUAGAAUAUAUGCAAUUUUUAUUUACGGCUUUUAGUUUGUCAAGAGAUUUAAAGUGUGUUUUUGAAGAGUGAUGCCAUGUCCAUGCUUUAUGGCAAAAACCUGGCAUUAAUUCGAUCUCAAACUGUAAUUAAAAGAAGUUAUUACUCCACCACCUGCUUGAUAUUAUUAAUCAAAGGGGUUGAAGGACACAUUUAUGGUUUCGGGAAACAGUCGACUAGCUAGUUGAUUUCUUCAACAAUGUACCGACUAUGGUAGUUAAGCAGUGAGUUACAACGUUACAUGUCUCCAAAAAAAGGAGACAUUUCAAAUCAUAUUGGUAAACAACAAUUUUGACCAUUGACAUUCAUUGUGUGAAUAAAAAUAACACUAAAAAUAUUGUGCUCUGCAGAAGAAAGAAUGGCAUACAGGUUUGGUUUAACAUGAGGUUUUAAUGAUGACAGAAAUUUGUUUUUAAUUUGUGAGUGAACUGUCCCUUCAAAUGCUUUUCUGUAUGAUUGACUCUUGUGUCUUUAAGCAUUUAGCAAUUUUGCUACUGUGUAGCACUAAUUUAUGUUUUUCUUUCAAGUUUGUGAAUGAUGGUUGUGAUUAUUUGAUGUGGAAAAGGAUAUUUUAUAAAUGUAAAUAAUCUUUAUAAAUAAUAUUAAAAACUUUUAACUCUUCA